Daphnia magna is the source of this 669-nucleotide messenger RNA. Its product is annotated as zinc finger protein 706. Lineage: Eukaryota; Metazoa; Arthropoda; Branchiopoda; Diplostraca; Daphniidae. The transcript has 3 exons. Bases 109 to 348 code for a protein of 79 amino acids. The record is from RefSeq and is a predicted model, not a curated record.
AGAGCAGCUGCUUUCUCCUUGUAGUUGUGUAGUGUAGUGUCGCUUGACAGCUGAUCUCCUCGGACGUGGUUAAUCGUGCUCGCAGUAUUUUCACAACCUUGAUAAGUCAUGGCUCGUGGACAACAAAAGAUCCAGUCUCAGCAGAAAGCCAAUGAGAAGGCUGCCAAAGCUAAGAAGCAACAGGGUCACAGCGCAAGUGAACAAAAAAAAGCUGCAAUGGCUGCUUUAGUGCAUGUUUGUGCUGUCUGCAAGUCUCAGAUGCCAGAUCCAAAAACUUACAAACAGCAUUUUGAGAACAAACACCCCAAGAACCCAUUGCCUGCUGACCUACAAGAUGUAGCUGCCUAACUUCAUCAUGGAAAAUUACAAGACGGGGUCAGAAAAUCACUGUCUCUCAUCAUCUUUAAUAUCCAUAAUUUCACAAGUAAAUGGGGUAUGGGAGGAGCUGCCAUUCUUUACCUCUUGUUGGCCAUUUCCAACAAUGGCAUGACAAUAAACCCUUGAAAUACUAUGCACAUGACCAAUAUCAUUUUUUAGAAAAAUAUUUUUAUCUGCAGCUCCAACCUGGUGUUUUCCAUUUUUCAUAAGAAAAACAAACAGAAAUCAAUCAUUACAGAGUGUGGUCUUGUGUUUUGUUUUUUCCAUACAAAUAAACGACUGAUACGAGAA